AUUACUUGUCGACAGUCGUGAUGAUGAGGAUCGAUCAAGGACCCAAGGAGGAUAUCGGUGAUGCUGCUGCAGUAUUGCUGUAUAUUACCUGUCCACUGCGUCACUGACACCGCAUUUGAUCACCUGCGGGCGCCAGUGGUCAUACACACACCGUGUUAAUGCACACGAGCACUGACCACAGAGUCACCGUCGGAUGCCGGACUGCGGGACUUGCCCAUGCUGUGACGUCACCGGCGCUGUGAAGCGGCGCACGGGGGCAUCGCCGCGUCCGUUAGCAUGCUAGCUGACUGAACCGCGAGCGAACCGCAGACAUGGUCCGUCGCCGUGACCUACCGCCCAGAACCGGCAGCAAUGGGCUCCGUUCGGACUCGACACGCUAACCACGACCGCACUUCUGCAACGGAGCGAGGUGCAGGCUGCAGCUGAGAGCCCUCAGGAUGAGUGGGGCUGUGGAGCACACGGACAUCCUGUCAGUGGCAGACGUGGUCCGAGACAGAUGGAAAGUGACGAAGAAGAUCGGCGGAGGGGGGUUCGGGGAGAUCUACGAGGUGUUGGAUCAGCUGAGCCAGGCCACCGUCGCCUUGAAGGUGGAGUCUGCUCAGCAACCCAAACAGGUGCUGAAGAUGGAGGUGGCUGUGCUCAAGAAGCUUCAGGGCAAAGACCAUGUAUGUCGCUUUGUGGGCUGUGGCAGGAACGAUCGCUUCAACUAUGUGGUGAUGGAACUCCAGGGGAGGAACCUGGCAGAUUUGCGCAGAACCAUGAGCCGCGGCACCUUUUCCGUCUCCACAACCUUGAGACUUGGCAAGCAGAUCUUAGAGGCCAUUGAAAGCAUCCACUCUGUGGGCUUCCUGCACCGUGACAUCAAACCAUCUAACUUUGCAAUGGGAAGACUGGCCAGUACCUGCAGAUGCUGCUAUAUGCUUGACUUUGGUUUGGCUCGUCAGUUUACCAACUCCAGCCAGGAAGUCCGUCCACCUCGUCCUGUGGCCGGAUUCAGAGGAACCGUGCGAUACGCUUCAAUCAAUGCUCAUAAGAAUAAGGAAAUGGGUCGCCAUGACGACUUGUGGUCCCUCUUCUACAUGCUGGUCGAAUUCAUGGUUGGUCAACUUCCCUGGAGGAAGAUUAAAGACAAAGAACAAGUAGGAAAUCUUAAAGAGACAUACGACCAUCGGCUCAUGCUGAAGCACCUUCCCUCAGAGUUCACUGCUUUCCUGGAUCAUAUCUUGACCUUGGACUACUUCACUAAGCCCGACUAUGAGCACCUGAUGUCAGUGUUCGACAGCGCUAUGAAGAGCCACAACGUGCUGGAGAACGAUGCUUAUGACUGGGAGAAAUGUGAUUCAGACGAUGUGCUGACCAUCACCGCCGCGGCAACCACCGCUCAGCAGCUCACUCGUCUCACACCAGCGUACUUAGGCAUGGCCAACGCUUCAGUGCUACCGGGCGAGCUGCAGCGGGAGAACACCGAGGACGUCCUACAAGGGGAGCGCCUCAGCGAUGCCGACAACUGCCCCCUAAUCCCCACGCCGACCACCCCUGGUGGAGAUGUAUGGGAGGAGAUGGACCGCAACCGAAACCAUAAACAAGCCCAGCAGAUUAUCAGGAAGGUGGUGAGUGAGGACGAACACAGUCAGAACCAGGGGAACCAGAGUCCCAACACCGGCUCCAUACAGAGCUCUCCCCGACGGGUGCGAUCAGAAACCAUGUUCCUGGAAAGGGCCGCGCCGCUGCUAAGGAGGAUGAGACACAGUCAGAGCUUGGCAUUCGAAAAGAGACUCGCACCCGAGCCCAAGCCCACCAUUGAACGCUUCCUUGAGGCCUACCUCGGCAAACGGCGUCCAGUCCUUUCUCAGGUCGGGGAGAAAUCCAUACCUGAGAUGGGAGGCGGGCAGCAGACGCCUUCCUGCAACGAGGAGCACUCCGGCACUGCAACCCCUGACCCUGAAGAGGGCGCGGCGAGCAGUGGCUUUGUGGCCGUGAACCUCAGUCCUGUGCCCCAAGAGGGUGACUAUCAGGAGUGGGUGAUGCUGGAUCUGGAGCAAGGCAGUGGAAGCAGACCUGCGGCCGAGGCCCCGCAUGAGGACAAGCUCGCCGAGACCGACGAACACGCUGCCGAGCCACAUGACGGCCAGAUCACCGCGGUGCCGAGCAGCCCCGUCCUGUCUCAGAUGGCCAUGCCCGGGACGUGGUUACUUGGCCACAGGAGGCUACCGGGCAUGCUGGGACAAAUGCCCUCAGUCAUCAUGGGAAGACCUCCGAUGGACCAGUCCUCCAGUUUUGGGCCAAAGUCACCUGUACAAGAGAAGAGCGACGCAAUACCACUGGAGGCUCCGUCUGCUAAUUCUGACCGACUAACAGAGGAAAUCUUGAAGGACGGAGGGAGGUUGGAGUUGGGUCCAGUGCCAAGCCCGGCCAAAGGCCCCACAGCUCACCUGAGCAACGACAGAGACCCGGAGAGUGAUUCUGGUCUGCCCGACCGCUCCUCCGAGCCUAAUCAGCAGCCCCAAGCCGACACCGUAGGAGGCGCCAUGGAGAGCACCGUCACGGUCUCCUCCUCGCCACCUCCAGCGUUGCUCCGGCGAAGAGACUCUCCCUCAUCGCCAAAACUGAGCAGAAUCCCAGUGCGAGACCCCGGCGCCCCCCUGGACUCCGUGAGCAGGGACCUCCACAUGGAGAGACGCCAUCGCUGGAGCAGCCCGGUGCCUGGCUCCCCCACCCACUCCCCCUCCCCGUCUCUGUCCUGUGACAACCUGCCCUGCGCUCUGCCCAGAGACCGGCUCUCCUCGGAGCGAGGCUCCAGGUCCGACUGUGUCGGCGAAGACCCCCUCUCUCUGUCCUCCUCGUCGGGCAGCAGGAGUAAAAUCCCACGUCCUGUGAGCGCCACCUUUGUACCUGAGCAAUUCACAAGCAGGUUCCUGCCCCGGCCACCUCCUGGGAAACCGCCCAUGCGCCCGUGUACGGACAACCGGUAUGAGCUAUGCACAAGGCGGCGGCGGCUAAGAGUGCGCGCCAGCAGCACCAGUGACGCAGACUUCCUGGCGAGUCUGACCCAGCUGAUGCAGGACCGCAGCGGGAUGCUCUUCAGCCCUCCUCCCCGUCCGCGCAGCUCCUCCUCCUCCCUGCAGCGCUCGCUGAGCUCCUCCCCCUGCCGCCAGGAACACCGCGAGGGCGGAGCGCGGCCGGGACUCAGCCGCUCCCCAACAAGCUUGUCCGGGUCUCCUCCCCCCCGGCACGCUCAGCCACAGGACGGGACCAGCGGGCAGAUUCAGUGGGGCCACAGCUCCCGGGGAAAGCGUUUGACCCACGAGAGCAAAGGUUCUGGGAAAGUGAACCGGUGACUGUCUUAGACUCGAUAGCAUGUGUAAAUACAGUAUUUACUCAUGGGGGAAUGUACUGUAUGUAAUAUAAAAUGUAUGAUAAAUUGUAUUUAUUUAUUUAUUUAUUCAUCUAUUGGAUGUGUUCAAAAAUACUUGACGAUGUUGCUUGAUGACCUGCAGUUGAGGAAACCUUGAGAUUGCCAACUCUUACCUCUCAUUUCUCUCUCUCUGAAAACUCCAUGUAGGCCUAUUGGUCACCAAAAAAAUCCUUUUAAUAAUUGAGGGAUGUAAAAAUGAUGCUAACUGUAGAAAUGUACCAUCAGGAAAAUGGUAAACGCUAAUAAAAAACCCGUAUACGCACAGUAAGAACACCAAUAGUAAACGACACUACAAGCUGCAGUCCCAUAUUGACCUCACUCCUGUAAAACUGAUCAGUCGGACUAUUUAUCAAUGAAUUGCUCAUUUUUGGCACAUCACCGUGUUGUAGUGUUGCUUUUACUUUGCUAGGAAACUAUUUGUCAUGCGAGAGACUUCAGCCUAUUAGAAUGUACUGUAAAUGUUAACUGCACUCAUACUAAGGUAUUGUAAAAGUGCAUGAGCAUCAUUGCAAAGGAUUUUUUUGUUAUGAUUUUAAUUCAUUUGUACGAUCGGUGAAAACAUCUAUAUUUUUAUUGAACUGCUUCUGAUGAAAAUACACCAUAUAAUGUAGAGCCAACGACGAUGUGCAUUUUUAUUUCUCAUGAAAAUGACGAGAGACGAGCUGAUUAAAAAACCUUUCAUCACUUGUCACAAUUUUAUCACAA
Messenger RNA from Scophthalmus maximus (turbot), 4120 nucleotides. It is a transcript of the gene ttbk2b, whose product is annotated as tau tubulin kinase 2b. Gene Ontology annotation, molecular function: ATP binding; protein serine/threonine kinase activity. Gene Ontology annotation, biological process: cilium assembly; peptidyl-serine phosphorylation; signal transduction. Bases 438 to 3338 code for a protein of 966 amino acids. NCBI's taxonomy places the organism in Eukaryota, Metazoa, Chordata, Actinopteri, Pleuronectiformes, Scophthalmidae. Gene Ontology annotation, cellular component: nucleus; cytoplasm; ciliary basal body. The record is from RefSeq and is a predicted model, not a curated record. The transcript is spliced from 15 exons.